Molecule: messenger RNA, 2078 nt
Organism: Rhipicephalus microplus (southern cattle tick)
Lineage: Eukaryota; Metazoa; Arthropoda; Arachnida; Ixodida; Ixodidae
Product: cyclic AMP-dependent transcription factor ATF-1-like
Biological process (GO): regulation of transcription by RNA polymerase II
Cellular component (GO): nucleus; transcription regulator complex
Molecular function (GO): protein binding; RNA polymerase II cis-regulatory region sequence-specific DNA binding; DNA-binding transcription factor activity, RNA polymerase II-specific
Source: RefSeq, a predicted model, not a curated record
ACGACGUCGUUGUACUUUGACGUGGUUGCUACGUUUCUGCCAAUUUGCCCACUCGGGUUGCGGCAAACUUGGUGACGAGAAAUACGUAACUGAUGGAAGUGCUGAUGGAAGAAGGAGCGACCGUGGUGACCAGCAGUGCGCCCGUAUCGCGUGCCACCAGCACUACCACGGCAGCACGCUCCAGCCCGGCUCCCAGCGCGGUAGUGGUCACCUCUGCCCAGGGGCGCACCAACGGCACUGUGGUGUUUGCCUCGCCGGCACAGGUCAAGCAGCUCAACGUGGUUCCUUCUGCGACAACACAAGCACUGGCAGUGCAACAGCCUGGCGGAGGUGUGUCCAUCGUGCACGUGUCUAUCCCCAACCAGCCCAUGCACGUACAGUCAGUGAUACAGCCCAACCAGCAGUCCGUGAUUCAGGCCGCUGGAGGGGCAGCUGCCCUGCAGACAUUGGGCAAGAAUGUCAUAUUGGUAAAUAAGGGCUCAGUGAUCCACAGUGCCGACGGUGAUGCUGGCGUCCACCCUGUCCAGUUGAUACCAGCGGGCAAAUUGGAUGUGUCUGGGGAGGCGGCUGUGCUCACAGCAGAAGACGAUUCUAAGAAGCGGCGAGAAAUACUUGCACGAAGACCAUCUUACCGCAAGAUCUUAAACGAGCUCUCCUCCACUGAGGCACAGGGUGCUGUAGCAUCGCUGACAGCCGAUACGAAGGACGACGAAGACGACCCUGACAACACCAUCACAGUGGCUGGCACUCAGUACCACACCGCAGCUGGACUGCUGAAAGUGGUCCCCGCCUCAGCCAUACAGCUGGCGACCGUGACGCAAGAAGGCAGCCUGCAGGGCCUCCAGACGUUGACCAUGACCAACGCAGGUCGGGGAACAGCGGCUGGUACCAUCGUCCAGUAUGCCCAGGGACAGGACGGACAGUUCUUUGUGCCUGUGACAGUGUCUGCGGCCGACCUUCAGGCAUAUCAGAUCCGGACGACGGGCACUGGUGGCUCGUCACAGGCGUUGGCACAAAGUGUAGUCAUGGGACCGGCGCCCAGUCUCCAGACCCAGCAGUCACUUGCCGAGGAAGCAUCCCGCAAGCGGGAGCUUCGCCUACUCAAAAACAGGGAUGCUGCAAAGGAGUGUCGGCGGAAAAAGAAGGAAUACAUCAAAUGCCUGGAAAAUCGGGUCGCCGUCCUUGAAAAUCAAAACAAGGCACUCAUAGACGAGCUCAAAUCACUCAAGGAGCUGUACUGUCAGAAGAACGAAUGAGCCACGUUCUAUCGGGACUUUGAGUGUUCCAAUAUUGAAGCCAUCGUGUGCACAGUCGUGGAAGAAAAGACUCGCAUAAACUGCAUGCAGUCUCACCACUGUCGCAGCACAGUGGAGUUUCUCUGUGUACCUGGACCAGUUCAUCGUAAGGGUCGUUAAUUGUUUUGCCCUGACAGUCGGUGCACAGGCCCUGCUGGAAUUUAACCUAAUUCUUGCCUCUUUUUUGGUCGUUCACCAGUUUUGUUGCACCCCUGUGGAGCUGCAUUCAUUUCAUUGUCAUCACUACUUGAACUGUAAAUAGCAUCAUGUGUGUGUUCAUGCCAUCUCGUUCUUGGAGCAAGGGCCGGUGCAGCAUUGCAGGCCUUUUUUUUGUUAUUAUAAUUAUUUCAUCUGCUGCUACAAUUUUGCAGCAAAAUGCCAUGGAAAAGGUAUAUGUAAGAUUUACCUGCUGGAUAUUCUCGAGAUUGUACAUAUGUGAAUUUCAGUCACUUUUCCCAUCCAUCCUUUUUUCACUUUUUUUUUUGUCAUGGCAUGUAAUCAACUUUAAUGAUGGCUUGUGCUGACACAAGUCAAUCGCAGGCCCUUUUUGUUCUUUUGUUUAUGUUAAAUGAAGUGAGCACACUUUAAAUAUUUUGUUACGUUAUGGGAAAAUCGCAUUUUUUAAAAAAGAAAACCGUGCGGUGUUCUGUUGGCGUGCACUCAAAACAAUCGUCGCUGAGGGGUGCACUCUUGCUUUCUGUUAAAGAGAUCUCAGUUGUUGAGCUGUGCCUUGAGAUAUUUUGUAACCCAGAAAAAAAAACUAUAAAAGGGUUCUACACAAGA